AUGUCAUGUCAGUGCCAGCAAACCACCAAGCCUCCAGGAGCCACUGCCUCCUCCGAGGACGCCACCAAAGCUGGCAACACAUCUGCUCCCACACGGACCACCGUCGGCGCCGGUCCAGACACCUUCGUGGAUGUCAGGGAGGAUUCUCCUCCACCGCAACAGCCACCGCCGCAACAGCCACCGUACUACUAUCCAGGUUGGUUGACCAUGGCAUCAGAGCAUAAUUUCACGUAA
Molecule: messenger RNA, 234 nt
Organism: Pyricularia pennisetigena
Lineage: Eukaryota; Fungi; Ascomycota; Sordariomycetes; Magnaporthales; Pyriculariaceae
Exons: 2
Coding region: 1-234 (77 amino acids)
Source: RefSeq, a predicted model, not a curated record